This is a messenger RNA of Plutella xylostella (diamondback moth), 12311 nucleotides long. It is a transcript of the gene Nipped-A, whose product is annotated as Transcription-associated protein Nipped-A. Gene Ontology annotation, molecular function: protein binding. Gene Ontology annotation, biological process: DNA repair; regulation of DNA-templated transcription. The record is from RefSeq and is a predicted model, not a curated record. Gene Ontology annotation, cellular component: NuA4 histone acetyltransferase complex; nucleus; SAGA complex. NCBI's taxonomy places the organism in Eukaryota, Metazoa, Arthropoda, Insecta, Lepidoptera, Plutellidae.
AAGGCGUCGAGGAUUUAUUUUUGUGAUUGUGUGAAUUUUAUGUUUGUUUUAUUAUUUUAAAGUGAAUAUAAAUGGUUUUAAUUGCAAAUUAAAAACAAUACGAACAAUGUCCUAAUUUGUAGUUACAAAUAUAAACUAUCCUCAAUGCUUACACUAUCGCCUUCCUAGUUGAAAUAACCAUGCGGCUCAUAAUUUUCUGGAAGAGAACCAGUUCCUUUACGAUUAGCUACUAAAUUCUACUUAAUAAUGAUGGCUGCUAUGGUGGCGGGUGGUCCCGGGGACCCGCACACCCAGAUGAACACGUACCGGAGCUAUGUGACCAUGCUGGCGGACGCCGGCGCCAAGGACGAAAUCAAACUCAAGGCAGCCCAGGAGCUUAGCGAGAAUUUUGAGGUCAUAUUGAGCUCGCCACAAUAUCCCCAAUUUCUGGAUCAUUCCUUGAAGAUAUUCCUGAAGAUUCUUCAAGAGGGUGAUCCUCACUUCAUAGCUGAGUACAAUAUUCAGCAAGUGCGCAAACUGAUCUUGGAGAUGAUACACCGGCUCCCAAUCAGUGAGACAUUGAGGCCUUAUGUUAAAAGUAUACUCAUACUGAUGCUGAAGUUGAUGGAAAUUGAAAAUGAAGAGAAUGUGCUGGUUUGUUUGAAGAUCUUCAUGGAGUUGCACAAACAGUAUAGACCUCCAUAUAAUCCAGAAGUUGAUAUUCACAAAUUUUUGCAGUGGGUGAAAGGAAUUUAUUCAGAUUUACCAAAUCAUCUGCCAAAGAUAUUUGAGCCGAGGCCCACCAUCAGAGUAAAAGACUUGUCUGAAGUGAAUAUUGACCAACUGCUUCAAGAAACCUAUACUGUCACUCCCAUACACACUGAAAAGAAACUGCUAGAUGGCACAGUUGUUACUUACAACCUAAUCCCCAAAUCAGUGCUAUCACUGAAGGUGAUCCAGGAGCUGCCGAUCAUCGUGGUGCUGAUGUACCAGCUGUACAAGCAGAAUGUGCACCAGGAGGUCAGCAACUUCAUCCCGCUCAUCAUGGACACCAUCACACUGCAGCCACAGGCCGCACACAGGCAAUCAGCAUCAUUCAACAAAGAAGUGUUUGUGGAUUUUAUGGGGGCGCAAAUAAAGACCUUAGCUUUCUUGGCGUACAUCAUCCGCAUAUACCAGGAGAUCAUAGCCAGCCACGCCAACCUCAUGGUGAAGGGAAUCAUCGGGCUGCUGACGCUGUGCCCGCCUGAAGUGGCUCAUCUGAGGAAAGAACUAGUGAUUGCUACUAGGCACAUUCUUGCCACUGACUUGAGACUGAAAUUCGUGCCCUACAUGGAGCGUCUCUUCGACGAGGACGUGCUCCUCGGCGGCGGCUGGACCGUGCACGAGAGCCUGCGCCCGCUCGCCUACUCCACGCUGGCAGACCUGGUGCAUCACGUGAGGCAACACCUGCCCCUGUCGGAUCUGGCUAUAGCCGCGCAUCUGUUCUCCAAGAAUGUGCAUGACGAGUCGCUGCCUACUAGCAUACAGACGAUGUCGUGCAAGCUUCUCCUGAACCUGGUGGACUGCAUCAGACAGCGGUCGGAGAGCGAGGCGGCGGGCAGCGCGGCGCCGCCCGGCCGGCAUCUGCUCAUGAGGAUCUUGGACGUGUUUGUGUUGAAAUUCAAGACGAUUUCCAAGCUGCAGCUACCGGCUUUGAUGGCUAAGUGCAAACAAAACACAAACGGCGCCACCCCGGCAGCCGGCACCAACCCCAGUACACCGACCUCGCAGACGCCAGGGACCUCCACCACCGAAGUGAAGGUGGAAGACGAGAAGCCGUCAACAGACUUCCUGGACAGCAUCAGCAAGCCCGAGGAGAAGUCCCGGAUAGGCUUCCCGGCCUCCCAGAUGAACAACUUGAAUGUGGGGGAUUACAGGACGCUGGUGAAGACCCUGGUGUGUGGUGUGAAGACGAUCACUUGGGGUUGUGCUUCUUGCAAGCAAACAACAACAAACGGCGAAGGCACGUCCACCAUAGCCGGGCAGAAGCAGUUCAGCGCCAAGGAGACCCUAGUCUUCAUCCGGCUGGUGCGCUGGGGGCUCCAGUCUCUAGACAUCUACACGCUGGCGGCGCCACGCGCGCCCGCCGCGCAGCCCGCGCAGCCGCAUGUCCGGUCUAAGGAGGAGAAGGAGGUGUUGGAGCAUUUUAGUGGCGUGUUCUCAAUGAUGAACCCGCAAACCUUCCAAGAAAUAUUUACCGCGACAAUAUCACACAUGGUUGAAAGAAUCAACAAAAACAUGACAUUGCAGAUUAUUGCAAACACUUUCCUAUCAAAUCCGGCCACAUCUCCGAUAUUUGCUACCGUCCUUGUAGAAUACCUUCUAGAGAGAAUGGAAGAGAUGGGCACCAAUAUUGAGAGAUCGAAUCUCUACUUGAGACUUUUUAAGCUAGUGUUUGGAUCGGUGAGCUUGUUCCCGACUGAAAACGAGCAGAUGUUGAGACCUCACCUGCACAGCAUCGUGAACAAAGCCAUGGACUACGCCAUGACGGCUAAAGAACCGUACAACUACUUCCUGCUACUACGAGCCCUGUUCCGCUCAAUAGGAGGCGGGAGUCAUGACCUCCUGUACCAAGAAUUCCUGCCGCUACUGCCCAACCUCCUCGAGGGGCUGAACCGGCUGCAGAGUGGCCUGCACAAGCAACACAUGAAGGAUCUGUUCGUGGAGCUGUGCCUCACAGUACCCGUGCGCCUCAGCAGUCUGCUACCCUAUCUACCCAUGCUUAUGGACCCUCUGGUUUCGGCUUUAAAUGGUUCCCAUACACUUAUAUCUCAAGGUCUACGCACACUCGAGCUGUGCGUAGACAACCUACAGCCAGAUUUCUUGUAUGAGCAUAUUCAGCCGGUCAGAGCGGACCUCAUGCAAGCGCUGUGGAGGACCCUGCACAACAACGAGGUGGCUCGGAUCGCGUUCCGAGUCCUCGGCAAGUUCGGCGGCGGCAACCGCAAGAUGAUGAUCGAGCCGCAGCGCCUCGAGUACCGCGAGACCGACGCGCCGCCGCCCGCCAUACAGGCGUACUUCCAGGAUCAACAAAAGCCGAUCGACUUCGAGGUGGAUAAAGUAAUAGAUACCGCUUUCGCCGCACUCAAAUCGAGCACGACGGAUCCGUUCUACCGGCGCCAGUGCUGGGAGGUGCUGCGCUGCUACCUCGCCGCGUCGCUCAACCUGGACGACGACAAGCAGACUCUACAGAAGCUGUUCUCGCAUCCCAGCUUCCUCGACGGCAAGAUCACGACGCAGAGCGGGCCCUACUACAAGUGCACCAACAGCCUGGUCCGCGACACGCACCGCACGGCGCUCACCGGCAUGUUCGUGGCCGCCGCCAUCAAGGAGCUGCGUCACCACGUGCUGCCCACCAUGGUGUCGCUGGUCCGACACUACACGAUGGUCGCCAUCGCUCAAGAAGCCGGCCCCUUUGCUAGCUCCGGCACGCCUAAGGAAGGACUGGACGCGUUGGUUCUCGUCGACGCUAUAGCCGUAGUGAUGGGACAUGAAGAAAAGGAGCUGUGCAAACCGGGACACUUAGCCCUAGUCCUGAUGAUAGAGACGGCGGCGACGGUCCUGGGGAGCAAGGAGCGCGCGUGCCGCCUCCCUCUCAUGGAGUACCUGGCCGAGCGCAUGUCAGCGCUGUGCUACGAGCGCGCGUGGUACGCCAAACUCGGCGGCUGCAUCGCCGUCAAGUUCAUGUUCGAGAAGAUGGCGCCCGAGUGGGUGUACAAGCACGUGUUCACGUUUUUGAAAGCAGUGUUAUUCGUGAUGAUGGACCUGACGGGCGAGGUGUCGUCGGGCGCCAUCGACAUGGCCACGGUGAACCUGGAGCGGCUGGUGCGCGUGUGCGUGUCGGGCGCGGCGGGGGCGGGCGCGGCGGGGGCGGGGGCGGGGGCGGAGGGGGCGGGCGAGGGGGAGGGGGGCGCGGCGCGCGCGCGGGCGCUGCACGACGUGCUGCAGGAGCUGGUGCUGCAGGUCACGAGCCCGCACCUUCUUGUGCGGCAACAGGCAAUGCGUUCAUUGAAACUGAUAUCGGAGCUACAGAACAAGACGGUGACAGAAGUCAUGGAUCCACACCGCGAGGUGCUGGCGGACAUCAUUCCUCCGAAGAAGCACUUAUUACGGCACCAGCCGGCUAACGCGCAGAUGGGAUUGAUGGACGGGACUACCUUCUGUACCACGCUGAAGCCACGGCUGUUUACUAUUGACCUAAACAUCAACGAGCACAAAGUAUUCUUCCGCGAGCUGCUAUCUCUAUGCGAGGCGGAGGACGCUAUGCUUGGCAAAUUACCCUGCUACAAGGGAGUCAGUCUCGGCCCACUACGGGCGUCGGCACUGAAGGCGUUGGCGGCUUGUCACUAUAUACAGGAGAAACACUGUCGGGAGAAGAUAUUCCAAGUGUUGUACAAGUCUUUGGAGAAGAACGAUCCGGAAUUGCAACAGGCUGGUUUCGAGUGUAUGCAGAAGUUCCUGGCGGGCUUCCAAAUAGACAUGGAAAUGGUCCACCCGGUGAUGCGGCCCCUACUCCUGACUCUGGGCGACCACCGCAACCUCAGCGUCAACGGUGCCAAGCGACUGUCGUACUUAACGCAGCUGUUCCCGUCGACGUUCAGUGAAAAGUUGUGUGAACAGCUGUUGCAACUGCUGAAGAAGCUGCUCGACUUCUCUAUACAAUCCAAUAGAGGCGGCAACUUCUUACAAAGCGUGUCCAAGAACGGCGAGAACGAGCAGAAGAUCAUCAUCCUGGUGGGCAUCUUCCACCAGAUCCCGGCGGCGAGCGCGCGCUUCAUCGACGUGCUGUGCCGGCUCAUCUUCCACACGGAGAAGUCGCUCAUGAUCGAGGCCGGCUCGCCCUUCAGGGAGCCGCUCGUCAAGUUCUUGCUCAGGUACCCCAAAGAGACGCUAGACCUAAUAAUGAGCGACAACAACAUAAAGGACCAACAAUGGAGCCGCUUCCUCAUCUACCUGAUCAAGCACCCCGACGCCGGCGCCGCCUACCGAGAAGCGCUACAAACUACCAAGAAGCCUCGACUCAUGCAACUACUAGCAGCCAACACAGUCAAUGCGGCCGCGACUAUUUCACUCACGGAUAAAGCCGAGAUGCAGUUCCAAGCGAUCAGAGUUAUAUCGCUGUUGAUAAAGUUCGAUGACCAGUGGUUGGCCUCGCAGCAUGACUUGGUGGAGCUGCUCAAACGGAUUUGGUGUAAUGAUCAGUACCAUGAGAUCCACAAGAAGGUGGAGAACGUGGACUCGACGCACUGGAAGGAGCCCAAGCUGAUGGUGAAGACGCUGCUGCACUACUUCUGCCACCACCCGUCGAACAUCGACCUGCUGUUCCAGCUGCUAAGGGCCUUCUGCGACCGCUUCGUGCCUGACUUCCAGUUCCUCCGAGACUUCCUGGAAAACACGGUGGCACAGAACUACACCGUGGAGUGGAAGCGCUCAGCAUUCUUCCGCUUCGUCGAGCACUUCGCCACCGACUCUAUGUCGCAGGAGUUAAAGGCCAAAGUGCUGCAAAUGAUCCUGAUCCCGUGCUUCGCUGUGAGCUUCGAUAAGGGACACAAGAUAGUGGGCGGCCCGCCCGCGCCCUACCAGGAUAACCCGGACAAUGUGGUGUCGGUGUUUAUUAACAAUGUGAUAGACCCAGAAAACCCAUUCGGGUGUUCAGACGCAGUGCGCAUAUCAUUACUUCAGUUUGCGUGUCUACUGCUCGAGCAAGCGUCGGCUCACAUCCACGACGCUAACAACAAGAAACAAGGGAACAAGUUGAGACGACUCAUGACGUUUGCGUGGCCCUGUCUACUUGGCAAGAAUUAUGUUGAUCCCGCUACUAGGUAUCACGGACAUCUACUUCUCAGCCAUAUCAUUGCUAAGUUCGCAAUCCACAAGCGAAUCGUAUUGCAAGUAUUCCACAGUCUCCUCAAAGCGCACGCAGUGGAAGCUCGCUCCGUGGUCCGCCAAGCGCUGGAGAUCCUCACGCCGGCCAUGCCGCAGCGUAUGGAGGAUGGCAACACCAUGCUCACGCACUGGACCAAGAAGAUCAUUGUGGAGGACGGGCAUUCCGUGCAGCAGCUGUUCCAUAUACUGCAGCUUGUUGUCCGCCAUUACAAGGUAUACUACCCAGUGCGUCACGCUCUAGUAGGCCACAUGGUGACGGCGAUGCAGCGGCUGGGACUCGCCGCCACCGCGUCGCUGGAGCACCGGCGCCUCGCCGUGGACCUGGCCGAGGUGGUGCUCAAGUGGGAGCUGCAGCGCCUGCGCGACCAGCCCACUGCGCAGGCAUCAAUGUCCCCCAGCGGCGCUAUAAAGCGCUUAUCCUCGGACGACAGUGCCAACGAGCAGCGUAAGGCUCUCAACACGGGCUGGGCGAGCCCGCAGGCCGCGGCGGCCGCGCGCCCUGAGCCUGAUGCUAAUAAACCGGUGGAUAGACAGCAUGUUGAUGUGCUGGUGAACUUGCUGCUGCGGCUGGCGUGUCAGGUAAACGACGGCAGCGUAGCCGCGAGCGGCGGCGCGGCGACGGGCGCGGCGGGCGUGGCGGGCACGCCGGGCGAACAGCUGUCCAGGCGGUGUGUGCAGUUAUUGAAGACUGCGCUGAAACCGGACGUGUGGCCACAGCAGUGCGAGCCGAAGUUGGCUUGGCUGGAUAAAGUAUUCGCAGUAACAGACACGAACGCGGCCGCCUGUGCCAACGCUUGCACAGCCCUAGAACUGCUUGUGUUCCUACUGGGAGUGCUCAAACGGGAGCAGAUUCUAGUAGCACUAAAGCCUCUGCAGCGGGGCCUGGCUGCGUGUGUCGCCUCCACUAACGCGAAGAUUGUCCGGCUGACGCAUAAUCUGCUGGCGAAACUGACGGCUUUGUUCCCCACUGAGCCUACUGGAGCAGCGCAGGCAUCUAAGUACGAAGAGCUAGAGACGCUAUACGCGUGCGUAAGCAAGUACGCGUUCGAGGGUCUGGCGGCGUACGAGAAGUCGGCGGCGGGCGGCACGGGCGCGGGCGCGCUGCUCGGCCCGCUCAUGAUGCUGAAGGCAUGCUGUGCGAGCUGCCCCUCGUAUGUGGACCGGCUCCUGCUGCCGCUGAUGAGGGUUCUGCAGAGGAUGACAAGGGACCACGUCGCGCCCAACCCUGACGCCGCGCUGUCGGAUUUGUUGAUUCUAGCCCUGGACCUGCUGAAAGCUCGCGUGGCCGUGAUGCCGGUGGACACGAGGAAGACGUUCAUCGGCACCGUGCUCGUCGGACUUAUUGAAAAGACCACUGACGUUAAGGUAAUGAAAGCCAUAACCCGCAUGGUGGAAGAGUGGAUCAAGUCGCGGGGCACGCUGGGCGCCGCGGCCGCCCCCUCGCUGCGGGAGAAGUCCAUCCUGCUGGUGAAGCUCAUGCAGUACGUGGAGAAGCGGUUCCCCGACGAUCUGGAGCUGAAUGCGCAGUUCUUGGAGCUCAUUAAUUAUGUUUACAGAGACGAACAACUGAAAAUGACGGAGCUCUCCUCUAAACUGGAGCCUGCGUUCCUAGCGGGCCUGCGCUGCACCCAGCCCCACAUCCGGGCCAAGUUCUUCGAAGUGUUCGACCAGAGCGUCCGUCGCCGGGUGUAUGACCGUCUGCUCUAUAUUAUAUGCUCGCAGAACUGGGAGCAUAUAGGGCAGCACUACUGGAUCAAACAGUGCUUGGAGCUAUUGCUGGUUACUGUUGUGCCUAACACUCAAAUCCGCUUAUCCAACACCAAAUACCUGCUACCGAGCAUAACGUCAGUGAUCAACUGGGCCGACAGCGAGGAACGCAAGUCUUUCGUGAUAUUCACGAGUGUGAAAGAAGAGUCUGUGGACGGGUUCAACGACUCCAUAGAUCCGGACAAAGAGGACGUGCUGGACAUGGACCUGGACUCCAACUCGAACCAGAAGCCGGAGGAGCUGACUAAGCAAGUUCCUAAUAGACAACGCGCCCUAACCCAGAUGAUCGCCAAACAAUCCGAGUUCGUCGAACUGGCGCGGCGCGUGCGCACGUCCCAGUUCGUCUCCGCCGCGGCUGCACUGGCGCACAUGGACGACGCACUGGCCCACCGCGCCUGGCUGUCGCUGCUGCCGCGCCUUGUUGCCGCUCUUACUGAGAGGCAGCUGCCGACGGUGAUGAACGAGAUGGUUCCGUUCAUAAUCUCGGGCGCGCACGUGAUCCAGCGUGACCAGCCGCUCAGCGCGCUCAACACCUUCAUUGAGGCGCUGGCUAGGUGCAACCCGCCUAUCACUAUCAAACCCCCCAUGAUGCGGUACCUCGGCAAGACUCACAACCUGUGGCACCGCAUGACCUUGAACCUGGAGGCCAUGGCCAGCGAGCAGGCGGGCGCCGCGCGCCAGCGGGACAUGCUCGAGUGCUACGAUAUGGACACGGAGCAUACCACUCCUACCGAGAUAGCGGAGUGCCUGAGCGAUAUGUACGAGUUGCUGCAAGAAGAGGACAUGUGGUCGGGGCUGUGGCAGAAACACGCGCGCUACCGAGAGACCAACGUCGCCAUCGCAUACGAGCAGCAAGGAUUCUUCGAGCAAGCACAGGCUGCAUACGACGUGGCAAUGGGAAAACUCAAAACCGAGUACACGGCCAAUCCAUCCUCGUACAACAUGCACAAAGAAUGCAAACUGUGGACGGAGCAUUGGCUGAAAUGUGCCAAAGAGCUGAACCAAUGGGACUCGCUCCUAGAGCUGGGUCUUUCGAGGAACUGUCGAGAUCCCUUCCUGAUUCUAGAGAGCUCUUGGAGGAAUCCCAACUGGCCGCAAAUGAAGGAGGCCUUGGCUGAAGUGGAAUAUAACUGUCCGAAGGAACUUGCGUGGCUAAUCAACCUGUACCGCGGCUACUUAUGCAUCUGCGCGGGCGGCGAGCAGCAGCUGGGCGGCGUGGAGCGGCACGCGGAGGCGGCGGCGGCGCAGUGCCUGCGCGAGUGGCGCCGCCUGCCGCGGGUUGUUGCGCAUGCGCACUUGCCGCUUCUGAGGGCCGCGCAGCAGCUGAUGGAGCUGAGCGAAGCUGCGCAGAUACAUACGGGCCUACUACACAGUCGUCCAACCUCCCUACACGACAUGAAGGCCAUAGUAAAAACCUGGCGCAACCGCCUGCCAGUGGUCGCCGAUCCACUCUCGCACUGGGGCGCCAUCUUCACGUGGCGACAACACCACUACCAGUUCAUAGCGUCGCAUUAUGACUCGCAAGCGGAGCAUGCCCAUAAUCACUCGAUGUUGGGCGUGCAUGCUAGUGCUCAGGCAAUAAUCCACUUCGCAAAGAUCGGUCGCAAGCACAACCUAUCAGGCGUGUGCCUAGACUCCCUACACCGCAUCUACACCAUCCCGAGCGUGCCCAUAGUCGACUGCUUCCAGAAGAUUCGGCAGCAAGUCAAGUGCCACAUACAGAUGUCCUGGACUGAGGGCAAGGACGAACUACAGGAGGGACUAGACAUGAUUGAAUCAACGAAUUUCAAAUACUUUACUAAGGAAAUGACAGCGGAAUUCUACGCGUUCAAAGGCUUGCUUCUAGCUCAACUAGGACGGUCGGAAGACGCGAACAAAGCGUUUGCAGCCGCGGUGCAACUUCAUGACACGCUGGUGAAGGCCUGGGCGCUGUGGGGAGACUACUUGGAGCAGAUCUUCGUGAGGGACCCUCGCCAGAUAUCGGUGGGAGUGUCGGCCAUGACGUGCUUCUUGCACGCGUGUCGCCACCAGAAUGAGUCCAAGUCGAGGAAGUAUUGUGCUAAGGUGCUAUGGAUGCUGAGCUACGACGACGACAAGAGCAGCCUGGCCGAGGCGCUGGACAAGUACUCGGUGGGCGUGCCGCCGGUGCAGUGGCUGCCGUGGAUCCCGCAGCUGCUGGCCUGCCUCGUGCAGUACGACGGCAACGUCAUACUCAACCUGCUCACUCACGUGGGCCGCCUGUACCCUCAGGCCGUGUACUUCCCGAUCCGCACGCUGUACCUCACGCUCAAGAUCGAGCAGCGGGAGCGGUACAAGAGCGCCGAGCAACAACCCACCACCUCCGCGGGCGGCACGAAGGUGGGCGAGCUGCCGGCCAGCACGGAGGCGGGCCCCAUCAAGGCCACGCUGCCGAUGUGGCGCUGCUCCAAGAUCAUGCAGCUGCAGCGAGAGAUUCACCCCACCGUGCUGUCGUCGCUCGAGGGGAUCGUUGACCAGAUGGUGUGGUUCCGUGAGAACUGGUACGAGGAGGUGCUGCGUCAGCUGCGCGCCGGGCUGGCCAAGUGCCACGCCGUUGCCUUCGAGCACCGCGCCGCUGUCGCCGACGCCACGCUAACCCCGCACACGCUCAACUUCGUCAAGAAACUCGUGUCCACGUUCGGCAUCGGCAUCGGCAUUAAAAAUGUAACAAGUUCUGUAAGUGGUGCAUUCUGUUCAGCCGCGUCGGAGUCCCUGGCGCGGCGCGCGCAGGCCACCGUGUCCGACCCCGUCUUCCAGAAGAUGAAGGGACAGUUCACCGCCGACUUCGACUUCACACAACCCAACGCCAUGAAACUACAGAACCUCAUUACCAAACUGAGGAAGUGGGUCAAGAUACUCGAGGCCAAAACUAAGAUCCUGCCCAAGUCAUUCCUAAUCGAGGAGAAGUGUCGUUUCCUCUCCAACUUCAGCCUUAAAACCGCCGAAGUGGAGCUCCCGGGCGAGUUCCUUCUCCCCAAGCACACGCACUACCACGUGCGCAUCGCGCGCUUCAUGCCGCGCGUCGAGAUCGUCCAGAAACACAACACUUCCGCCCGCCGACUGUACAUCCGUGGGCACAACGGGAAGAUAUACCCGUACCUAGUGGUGAAUGACUCAGGGUUGGGUGAUGCACGGAGGGAAGAAAGGGUUCUGCAGUUGUUGAGGAUGCUGAACCACUACCUCGGCAAGCAGAAGGAGACAUCGCGGCGGUUCCUGCACUUCACGGUGCCGCGCGUGGUCUCCGUGUCGCCGCAGAUGCGCCUCGUGGAGGACAACCCCGCCUCCGUGUCGCUGCUCGACAUAUACCGCACGGAAUGCGCCAACAGGGGUGUCGAAUACGACGCGCCGGUGGCCCGCUACUACGAGCGUCUGGCGGCCGUGCAGGCGCGCGGCUCGCAGGCCUCGCACCAGGUGCUGCGCGACAUACUGCGCGAGCUGCAGGCCACCAUGGUGCCCAAGGCCAUGCUCAAGGAGUGGGCCGCCGCCACCUUCGCCGCGCCCACCGACUACUGGACCUUCCGCAAAAUGUUAACCCUACAACUGUCGCUGUCAAGCUUCGCCGAAUAUGUCCUGCACUUGACCAGGCUCAACCCAGACAUGCUGUAUGUGCACCAGGACUCGGGGCUGCUCAACGUGUCCUACUUCAAGUUCGACGUGGAUGAUGCCACAGGUGAGCUGGAUGGCAACCGGCCGGUGCCGUUCCGCCUGACGCCGAACAUCGCGGAGCUGCUGACGCCCAUCGGCAUCGCCGGCCCGCUCACCGCCUCCGCCAUCGCCGUCGCGCGCUGCCUCGUCACGCCCAACUUCAAGAUACAAUCGAUUCUGCGCACGAUCCUGCGCGACGAAAUGGUGACCGGCUACCGGAAGCGUCUCGAGGACAAGUCGGGGCUGCCCGUGGCCGGUCCGUCCGGCGAGAGCAAGCCGGUCGAAAUGGACAACGAGACCAUCAUCAACAUGGUCAGCAAGGCCGUCACCGUCAUCAUGAACCGACUUAAUGCCCUGGCCCUCUUUGACGGCCCGGACAGCAAGGUGGCAACCCUGGUGGCCGCCGCCAACAGCCAUGACAAUCUAUGCCGCAUGGACCCCGCGUGGCAUCCCUGGCUGUAAAGAGAUACGUGUGUGAAAUUUGAUGUACUGAAAGUGGUGUAAAUAUUAGUAUUGGAAGCUGGUGAUUGACAGCUGGUUUUUAUUUGUAAGCAUUAGUUUAAGAUAAUCUCUUUAUGUAAUAAGUAAUUUCUGGUGAGUGAUCAGAACUUUUAUUGUAUGAUUUUAAAAGAGUUAUGUAGUACAUCUGUAUUAACGCUAAGUUUACAGUCAUGUGCACAGCACAAACCUAGCGUUCGCGUGAAAUUAUCUUAUAAAAUCCUGUUAAAUAAUAGAACUGAAAUAUUUAUAGCUAUCUUAGUAUAUAGGUAGUUGUAAAUAAAUCCCUAGUACAGUCUGAUCUCGCUAUAAAACCUCUAACGCAACUCUUUUGAAGAAUUAUGAAAGUACUAACUACUUAUAUUAAUAGUUAGACAUAAAUUGCUUGCUACGCGAUUUAUUAUUGUAUGAGGACUUGUUAUCUGCGCAUAACUGUGAUCUCGUGUCCGUGUAUAAUAAAGUGUUAACGAAAUCUA